Molecule: messenger RNA, 556 nt
Organism: Ylistrum balloti
Lineage: Eukaryota; Metazoa; Mollusca; Bivalvia; Pectinida; Pectinidae
Product: sigma intracellular receptor 2-like
Exons: 3
Coding region: 1-507 (168 amino acids)
Cellular component (GO): endoplasmic reticulum
Source: RefSeq, a predicted model, not a curated record
AUGGCGAGACCGCUGGACAUCGUCUUCUUGUUCUACUUCGCCAGUCACAUCCCAAUCACCAUUUUUGUUGAUUCACAAGCUCUACUUCCUUCGUGGCUCUAUCCUCACCAGUUACGUGAUCUCAUGACAUGGUACUGUGCAGAGUUCAAGGACCCUAUGAUGGCUGCCCCGCCCACUUGGUUCAAGACUUUUGUUAUGUCAGAACUCACCCUACAAUUUCCGUUUUUCUUUGUGGCUUCCUAUGCCUUCUGGAAGGGUGUCCAGCAGUGUCGAUGGAUUCGCAUACCUCUCAUUGUCUACUCGUCACAUGUUGCCACGACGACAGUUGCGAUAUGUUAUCAUGUGCUUAUGCAUGAUUUUAGUGGUGUGAAACCUCCAGGUCCAGAGACGUUUUCUGAACGGCGAACUUUAUUUUUUGUGUACUUUCCAUACCUCCUUGUGCCAAUUAUGCUGUUGAUGGAUUCUCUCUUUAGUUCAGUUUAUCGAACCAAAGUCAAAUCCAGUUAAUUAUUUGUAGAAGAUAUUUUCAUUAAAUCAUAUAUAUUUUUCAUUAUAA